Galleria mellonella (greater wax moth) is the source of this 2019-nucleotide messenger RNA. It is a transcript of the gene Fib, whose product is annotated as rRNA 2'-O-methyltransferase fibrillarin. Gene Ontology annotation, molecular function: histone H2AQ104 methyltransferase activity; rRNA methyltransferase activity; RNA binding. Bases 130 to 1095 code for a protein of 321 amino acids. Gene Ontology annotation, biological process: rRNA methylation; box C/D sno(s)RNA 3'-end processing. Gene Ontology annotation, cellular component: Cajal body; nucleolus; small-subunit processome. The transcript is spliced from 8 exons. The record is from RefSeq and is a predicted model, not a curated record. NCBI's taxonomy places the organism in Eukaryota, Metazoa, Arthropoda, Insecta, Lepidoptera, Pyralidae.
CGUUAGUAACACUGCGGCGGCAUGGCUCCGCGCGGCUUAUGAAGAAAUUAAAAUUUAUUUUUGUAUUUAGGUAGUGAACAGUUGAUAUAAUUGAUUUAUAAUCUCUCUUGAGUAGUUUUUAAUAUCAAUAUGGGUAAACCUGAGUUUAAUGGACAACGUGGUGGCGGCGGUGGUCGGGGAGGCUUCCGUGGCGGGCGAGGAGGCGGAGGCGGAGGCCGAGGUGGCGGUGGAGGCCGUGGAGGCUUCGGCGGUGGCCGCGGUGGCGGCGGCGGUAAAUUCGAGAAGAGGGGCGGCGGCGGCGGCGGCCGAGGAUUCGGCGGAGGUCGUGGCGGUGGACGCGGCCGCGGAGGACCCCCCAAGAGAGGAGGCUUCAAGGGGGGCAAGCAAGUUAUCAUCGAACCACACAGGCAUGCAGGAGUGUUCAUAGCAAGAGGCAAAGAAGAUGCACUCGUUACGAGGAAUUUGGUGCCCGGCUCAGAAGUGUAUGGCGAGAAAAGGAUAUCUGUUGAGAAUGAAGGCGAGAAGAUUGAGUACAGAGUAUGGAAUCCAUUCAGAUCGAAAUUGGCUGCAGCCAUUAUGGGUGGUGUGGAUGCUAUCCACAUGCCUCCAGGGUCCAGGGUGCUGUACUUGGGUGCCGCCAGUGGGACCACCGUCAGCCAUGUGUCAGAUAUUGUUGGACCUGAAGGCCUAGUAUAUGCUGUAGAAUUCUCACACAGAUCUGGGAGGGAUCUCCUCAAUGUGGCAAAGAAAAGAACAAAUAUCAUACCCAUUAUAGAAGAUGCUAGACAUCCACUGAAGUACAGAAUGCUAGUUGGCAUGGUGGACACAAUAUUUGCUGAUGUGGCGCAACCAGACCAAGCCAGGAUAGUCAGUCUGAACGCGCAGCACUUCCUCAAGAACGGCGGUCAUUUUGUUAUAUCAAUAAAGGCAUCGUGCAUAGACUCGACGGCGCAACCGGAAGCAGUUUUCGCGUCAGAAGUGAAGAAAUUACAAGCGGACAAGUUGAAACCACAAGAGCAGCUUACCUUAGAACCUUAUGAGAGAGACCAUGCAGUAGUGGUUGGGGUAUUCAGACCACCGCCCAAGAAAGCAUAGACAAAAAUCAAUGACUAGUUAUUUUUUUUAAUUACAGACUAACCCCUUAUUCAUAAAAAUGUUAUUCAUUUAAUUAACCUAUUUUAGUUAUUGUUUUUUGAACUCUUAUAUAUAAAUAUAGGAGAUCUUAGACUUUUUAUGUGCGGACACUAUUACUGUAAUAGUUUGCAUCAACAAGUAUUGGCGAAUGGAACCACAUGUAUCAGUAUUUCUUUUUAAGUGUGGUAAUUUUUGACAAAUAUAUACAUUUAUUGUGACUACAUACAGUUUAUAUGUGGAACAUUUUCAGAACCUGCAUGUUUUCGACACAAUGUAUAUUGGUAUGAAAUAAAUAAAAUAAAAAAAAAAUUAAAUGUAAUUUGCCUUGUUUAAAAAAAACUGUAAAUACCGAACUUCUCAGACUUGGCAUGUGUAUGCAAAAUGACGGUCAUUUCAUUCCUAAAUAAGCGUCCAACAUUAUUACCUAUAUAAAUAUAUAGGGUAAUAAUGCAUUUAUAUAUAUGUGUGUGUGUGAGUUUAAAGUAUUCCUUAUUUAAAAGUUACGGAAUAUUCUAAUAUUUGAAAUAGGUUUGUAGUUUUCAGUUUUUAUGAAUAAGGGGAUUUGAAUAUACAGAAAGAUGCAUUUACAUACGAAAAUGCAUUAAAACAGGUUAUUGCAACAUUAUUUUUAAAUGUUGCCAUAUCUAGAAAUUAAACUGUAUUUGUUUCACAUGUCGAAAUAUUUUGGACUGUGAUAUAUUUCCAACUUAAGUAGAAGUUUUUCAUCAGUAAAAAUGUCAAGUUAUUUUUAAGUUUUAAACCUAUUUCACACAAUGAUUUUACAACAGUGUAUUGUGAAAAGGCUUUUAGUCAUAAGUUGUGCAUAUGAGAUGAAUGUAUGUUAAAUAGGUGAUAAGAGAGAAAUAUAAAAUGGUUCAAUUGAGA